Raphanus sativus (radish) is the source of this 1367-nucleotide messenger RNA. Its product is annotated as SNF1-related protein kinase regulatory subunit beta-2. Bases 204 to 1079 code for a protein of 291 amino acids. The transcript has 4 exons. NCBI's taxonomy places the organism in Eukaryota, Viridiplantae, Streptophyta, Magnoliopsida, Brassicales, Brassicaceae. The record is from RefSeq and is a predicted model, not a curated record. Gene Ontology annotation, molecular function: protein binding.
CUUAUUAAUUUUUAUUAAUAGUUUUGUGAUCUCUCAGGAAGGAAGGAACGGGAAGCCAUUGUCUCAAUUACUCCGUCCCCCUUUGAUCAAUCUCUACGUAAAAAGCACGAACCUUUAAACCCGGUUCUGUUCUGUCCGCACACACACAAAAGCAUUAAGAUCAUCCCCCUUUUGUCCGUAUCCUCUCUCUUCUCUCUCUCUCUAUGGGCAACGUGAACGCGAGAGACGAAGCGAACAGUAGCCACCACCACCACAACAACAACGCAUCUCAACUCGAAGACAACAACGACGGUGAGAUUCAUCAACCCAUGUCUUCUUCCGACACCACCGCACCUCCUCCUCCUGAGCUCAUGGGUCAAUCUCCUCCUCAAUCUCCUCGCGCCACUCAAUCUCCUCUCAUGUUUGCUCCUCAGGUUCCGGUGCUUCCUCUUCAAAGACCAGAUGAAAUCCACAUCCCUAACCCUUCCUGGAUGCAAUCUCCUUCCUACGAAGAGGCUUGUAACGAGCAAGGUAUCCCCACCAUGAUCACUUGGUGCCAUGGUGGUAAGGAGAUUGCUGUCGAAGGUUCUUGGGAUAAUUGGAAGACAAGAAGUCGGCUUCAGAGAUCUGGGAAAGACUUCACUAUAAUGAAAGUCCUACCUUCAGGUGUCUAUGAGUACAGGUUCAUCGUUGAUGGGCAGUGGAGGCAUGCCCCUGAGCUCCCUCUCGCUCGUGAUGACGCUGGCAACACUUUCAACCUCUUAGACCUCCAGGACUAUGUACCAGAAGACAUUGAAAGCAUAUCUGGUUUUGAGCCACCGCAAUCACCAGAAGCUAGUUACAGCAGCUUGCUUCUAGGAGCUGAGGACUACUCCAAAGAACCGCCUCUGGUUCCGCCGCAUUUGCAGAUGACACUGCUGAACCUGCCUCCAGCAAGCCCUGACAUUCCAUCACCGCUGCCGAGACCUCAGCACGUCAUCCUCAACCAUCUCUACAUGCAGAAAGGCAAAAGCGGUCCGUCUGUGGUUGCUCUUGGUUCCACUCACCGUUUUCUGGCCAAGUAUGUCACUGUGGUGCUCUACAAGUCCCUCCAGAGGUGAGAAAAGAUGAUAGUGCCCAGUUCUUGUAAGCAUGUGGGGAAACUCAGACAUGCUUAGUAUCUAAUUUCAUGGAGAAUGAAUGAAUGUGAGGCUAUAAUAGGAUAUGCGAAGAAGAGGAAGAAGAGUUUUAUCAUCAUCACAGGCAAAAAAAAAAGUAUUUUCCCUCUCAAUAAGCUCGAAUUUUGUUGUCUUUUAAAACUUGUCAAUAAGGUUUUUUAGCAACAUAAUGAAAGAUGCAUUAUUCAGUCAUGUGUAAUCUUUUUGAUUUCAAGACUUUUUUUUUUAUCA